GUCGCUUCGCUCUCUUCAGCGCACUUGGCGAGCUGGUGAGGUGAGAGGGAUACUGCGAGAGGGCUCGGGGCGGCCAGUCCGGGGCUGCCGGCCAAGGCUAGGCGCUGCCAGCCCGAUUCUCCUCUGCUCUCCACCCCCGCCUCACCCAGUGGCCGGCCGGACCUGCACCCCGCGCUUGACCCCGCUCAUCCUCCCCCCGCCCGGCCGGGCGCGCUCCUCCCCGGCCGGCCCCUCGGCGCGCGGCGCGCUGGAGGCGAACGCGGGCUGAGGCGAACGCGGGCUGAGCCGAGCGCAGUGGCCGCCGACCACCGAGCGCCCCGCGCCGCUCCCUGCAUGUGCGGCCCGCGGCGGCUCGCAGCUCCCGGCAGCAGCCUCGGCAGCUUCGGCCGCGCCUCGAGAGGCGGCCGCAGAGGCUCCAGCGGCGGCCGAGCGGCCGAGCCCGGGCUGGGAGACACCAUGCGCCGCGUCCUUCGGCUGCUCCUCGGUUGCUUCCUCACCGAGCUGUGCGCCCGCGUGUGCCGGGCGCAGGAGCGAGCGGGACACGGGCAGCUGGCGCAACUGGGCGGCGUGUUGCUGCUGGCGGGGGGCAACCGCUCCGGGGCCGCCUCCGGAGAGGCCAGCGAGGGCGCUGAGGCAUCGGACGCGCCCCCGACCCGGGCGCCCACGCCGGACUUCUGCCGGGGCUACUUCGAUGUCAUGGGCCAGUGGGACCCGCCGUUCAACUGCAGCUCGGGCGACUUCAUCUUCUGCUGCGGGACUUGUGGCUUCCGGUUCUGCUGCACGUUUAAGAAGCGGCGACUGAACCAAAGCACCUGCACCAACUACGACACGCCGCUCUGGCUCAACACCGGCAAGCCCCCCGCCCGCAAGGACGACCCGUUGCACGACCCCACCAAGGACAAGACCAACCUGAUCGUCUACAUCAUCUGCGGGGUGGUGGCCGUCAUGGUGCUCGUGGGCAUCUUCACCAAGCUGGGGCUGGAGAAAGCGCACCGGCCCCAAAGGGAGCACAUGUCCAGGCUCUAUGACAAUCUGCUGUUUACGGAGGCACAGAUUUCUUUCCAAGAGGAUGAACCUGCCCCUGGAGAGUGGAGUGUCGGACUUCAAACCUGGACAGUCUGAGUGCACGGAUCCUUGGCCGCUAGGCUGCACUGCGUUUGAGUGCAAACCUGCAGGAAUUCCAGACUUGUCAGAUCACAAAGAAGUACGUGAUGCCCUGCAAACAACAGCUCAUGCAUCGGGGCCAGUUCAAGAAGCUACCGUAAGAUGAAGACUAGGAAUGCUUUCUAUAUCGGCCCCAGCAGGCCCAGACGUCUUGGUGGAGGCGUUGGUGAGAAAUGACCUUGAGGACAGAAGCACAUAUGUGAAGCUCUCUACACUUGAAGCCAGUAGGGAACACAUGUCAUUAUUUUGUCCACCUUCAAACAGAAUUGGAAAUCCAAGUGGCAAAUGGCAGAUAAGCGUCCUGUGUGUUUUUAAAACAUGCUUCAGAAGAACUGGCACCCCUUGGAAAGAAAUAGCAACAAAUAAUGAUAAAUGCACCUCCUCCUCUUGCCUUUUGCCUUCCAGUUUCUCUCCUGCCUCCCAUCUUUCUGUGCAUUUGUGGUUAUCCUAAGGCUUUGACCAGCUUCCCAGGCUGGAGAAGUCCAUGUGUGCAUGCAUCUACUGUUGGCCACAGAAAAGUCUUAAUCUAUUUUUCUUUGCAGGGUAUGUUGACUUCUCUUUGGGCACUGAGUCCUUGCAUUUUAAAAAUCAACUUCAUUGAAGUAUAAUUUACACAAUAAAAUGCACACAUUGUAAGUGUGUAGUUUGAUGAGCUUGGACAAAUGUCUGUACCUGUGUAAUCAUUACUCUAGAAAGCUCACUCAUGCCCAUUGCCCUUGCAUUUUUGAAAAAUAAUUGAUGCUUCUUGUGCAAGAAGAAGUGCUCAGGAACUCUAUUCAAGUGUUUAAAAGUCAACACAUAGAUUGGACAUUGGGAUACCUGGAGGCUUUGAAGCAAGAUACCGGGACUCUGAGUUCUGUUUGGAAAUAUUGGUGUCAUAUAUUUGUCAUUGUAAUUGGAAAGAAAAGAGAUGCACCAUUUUCUUCUUGUUCCUUGGAUAAGCUAAGCUCAUUCCCACCUUGGAGCUGUUGCACUGGCCCUUGUGUGGCUGGUCCCUCCUCAUCACCAGGGUCCCAGCUCCAAUGUCAUCUUCUCUGAGAAGUCGUCCCUGACCAGGCUUAGUUGCUUCCCACCCCAGCCUGACACACUCCAGUCCAUCACCCAGUCAGUGUUAUUUGCUUCAUUUUUACAUUAUGGUCUAAAAUUAACUUGCUAGUUUACUGGCUUACUAGUUUAUUAUCUGUCUCCUUCCAUUAUCCCUCUCCUUCCCUCCUUCCCUUCCCCUUCCUUCCUUCCUUCCUUCCUUCCUUCCUUCCUUCCUUCCUUCCUUCCUUCCUUCCUUCCUUCGAGACACAGUCGUACUCUGUCACCUAGGCUGGAGUGCAGUGGUGUGAUCUUGCCUCACUACAACCCCUGCCUCCUGGGUUUUAGCGAUUCUUCUGCCUCAACCUCCCGAGUAGCUGGGACUACAGGCACCCACCAUGAUGCCAGGCUAAUUUUUGUAUUUUUAUUGGAGACGGUUUCACCAUGUUGGCCAGGCUGGUCUCAAACUCUUGACCUCAAGUGAUCCACCUGUCUCGGCCUCCCAAAGUGCUGGGAUUACAGGCACGAGCCACUGCGCCUGGCCCUUUUAUUAUUAUUCGUAGUAAGACACACAGGGACCACAAUUGUCUCUUCUACUCAAUAGUUGGAUUCUGAGUGCCUAGUUCAGUAUUUGGCAAGUAAGAGUUCUGCAUUUGAUAUCCUGGUUUACCUGGCACAACAAAGCAUCUCCAAAUUCAUUCAUUCAUUCAUUCAUUCAUUCAUUCAUUCAUUCAUUCAAUAGGUAUUUACUGAACAUCUAACUUAUGCCCAACACUGUGCUGAGAGAUAUGAGAUAACCAUGAAUAGUACAAAAGCAAUCCCUGCCCUUGCAGAGCAAACAGCCAAAUAUUAGGAGACAGGUAACACAAGGAAAUGUACAAGAAAGUUGAGCCAGCACUUUUAUAAGUACUGGUUCUAGUACUAGCUUUCAUAAGAAAGUACUGGUUAUAGUACUAGCUUUCAGUACUCUCUUGUGAAAUUUUCAAUAUUCAGUCAUUUCAACCUCAAAAAUGGCAACAUAACUAUGUUUCAACAUAAUUGUUGUUUUAAACAAACAAUUUUGUUUCAACAUAAUUCUCCUGAACUGGGUGGAAGGCUAUCAAGAAAAAGCUUAGCUGCUUCUUCAGGUAACUGCAAGAGACAGGGUUCUCUAGAGAAACAGAACAAAUAUACGAAGAGAUUCAUUAUAAGGAAUUGGAAGUCCAAAAUCUCCAGAGCCUCUGUUCUUGUACAAGUCUGAAGGCCGACAGGCAGGAGAAUUCUCUCUUUUUGGGGCAAAGGUCAGUGUUUUGUUCUAUCCAGGCUUUCAGAUGAUUGGUUGAGGCUCACUGACAUUAAAAGGGCAAUCUGUCUUACUGGCAUUAGAAUGCAACCUGUUUUACUUAGCUUACUGAUUUAAAUGUUAAUCUAUUUCAAGAGCACCCUCACAGAAACACCCAGAAUAAUGUUUGAUGAAAUAUCUGGGCACCCCGUGGCCCAGUCAAGUUGACACAUGACACUAACCAUCACAGUACCCUUAGGGUCUUGUCACUCGGAGUGUGGCCUGUGAACCAGCAGCAUUUUUAUCUUCUGGGAGCUUGGGCACGAUCUCAGGCCCCACCUCCUGCUUAUUGAUUCAGAAUCUGCAUUUUAACAAGAUCCCCAGGUGAUCUGGAUGCACCUUAACAUCUGAGAAGCAAACUAUGUGCCGCAAACAAACGCCAAGUUCUUAGGCAUUUGUGUGGCUUGGAGCACAUAGUUGGUUCUUUCUACUGUCUAAUUCAUUACAUUUUUUCAGCACAUUCCUGUCUAUAAAUGUUUUUUUGUAUGCACCCCAAUAUAUGCACAUUUAUAAGCAUAUGCAUGAACCCACGAACAAUGAUUAGGUACAUUAUGAGGCAUACGUAAGGACAGAAAUUUCAAACCAAGCUUGAGGGUGAAAUAAACAUUAUUUGAAAACCUGUUGCUAAUUGUGAUGACUUCAUACUAUCAUUAGUUACUAUCUCAAUGCAUAAUGUACAGUGACGGGUGAAGUUUAUCAUUAAUAAAAAAAAUCUGGAUUUUAACCAU
This is a messenger RNA of Gorilla gorilla gorilla (western lowland gorilla), 4236 nucleotides long. RefSeq names its product shisa family member 9 (gene SHISA9). Gene Ontology annotation, cellular component: postsynaptic density; AMPA glutamate receptor complex; dendritic spine membrane. Lineage: Eukaryota; Metazoa; Chordata; Mammalia; Primates; Hominidae. The coding region runs from base 334 to 1122 and encodes 262 amino acids. The transcript has 2 exons. The record is from RefSeq and is a predicted model, not a curated record. Gene Ontology annotation, biological process: regulation of AMPA receptor activity; regulation of short-term neuronal synaptic plasticity.